Messenger RNA from Symbiodinium necroappetens, 1566 nucleotides. The record is from the annotation of a GenBank genome assembly. NCBI's taxonomy places the organism in Eukaryota, Dinophyceae, Suessiales, Symbiodiniaceae.
AUGACAUGGCUCCCGCGCUGGAUUGCGGCACUGGAUAGCAUCUGGUUCUCGCUCAAACGUCGCUUUGGCCCCCAGACAGUCCCGGACUGUUUGUUUUUCUUCUGGAACGAGAAUGCCUUCAUGCCAGCUUCAUAUUCUCAGACACUUUGCCAACUUCGGAGCUACAUGGUGAAGUCAGGCAUACCCGCUGCACAAGCUAGGUGCUACUCUGGCGAGCAGUCCAUAGUGGCUUCCGUCCGGUCAGGCCCCAACACCGUGGAGGGCAAUGAUGAUGCUGCUGACUUUCUGACAAGGGAGGCCAAAGAUGAAGACCUUCGGGUCGACCCCUUUAUGGACUCUGAUGGCGACGAGCCGGGCACGCAGCAAAGCGCUUCAGAGGCACCCCAGCCUAAGGGCUGGCCAAAGGCCGCGGCGCCCCCUUCUCAGGAGUGCGGGUCCUUCCGCUUUCUAGUCAGAGGCUCUAGCUUGGUCGAAGCAUUUGAGGCUCUCCCCCUGGACGAGAAGCUCAAAGUGCUCCGCUCUAUGGAUGCCCGGGGCCGCCAGCAAACUGCGGAGACCAACACCCCAGCACCAGCGGUUGCCCAUCAGGGGAGCGCAGGCAGCAGUGGCCCGACAAUCCCCACACCUCCCGUGGAUCCAAUGGGGGAGCACAUCGCUUCCGAAGAGUACAAUGAGCCGACUUUGCCCGCUUCUGGGGCCACAGCUGCACAGCCCACAUCCCGGCCUAUGCCGGAGGUUGCCAAGGCAGCCAAUCGCGGGCAAAAACCUCCACCGGAUGUGAAGACACCACCAGCCCGGUCAACAGCCGCACCGGCAAACAAUCCAACCGCUGCAAAGGCCAACCCGCCUCCGGGGCACAUUCCACCCACAGCAACCCCGGCUGCUUCGACCCCGCGACCUUUUCAGAUCGCACCGCUUCUUAUCAUCCCCGGCAUCGGUGCAGAGAUUGCAAGCGAGCAGAAGGGCGCUCGGCCCAACAGACCCCAGCUUACAGCACCGAAGCUUGGGAACACGGCGGCUGGCAAGAGCAGCCCGCUUGGAGCUGGGAUGAACAGUGGGGCGGCUCCUGGAAUGAGGGCUGGAAUCAGGGCCAAUGGCGCCAAUGAGUCCCGCUUGCGGGAUGGAAUCGCCCCGCUUUUGGGCGACAAAGCUCGUCGCUUCGUCUCCCCGCUGGGGCUCAGCACUAGGCGCAACCUCCCAGGCACGAGGCCCCCAUCAGCUUAUGUUAUUCACAGCAUCAUGAGCGACUUCAAUCAGAUGAUCACGGAAAGUGCCAUCCCGCCCGCGGUAGCCACCUUGCUUGGAGCUUUCAACAGAGCCCUGUUCGCACGCGCUUGUGCAAGUCAAGCAGAGCUCGACGAGCUCAUCAAUGAGUUCACAAACACAGCAUCCAUCUCGGCACCCGCAGAGCUCAGCUUUUCCGACCGCUUCAUCAACACCCGGCGCCUCGACAACAGCAUCGCCGUGUGGGCCCCCAGCUUUGCUGUCCUCAUCCUGGCAAGAGAGUUGGCCGGCAAAGUUGAGCCCCGAGAAUACUUCUGCACUACGCAAACGCUUCGAGGAUGA